Molecule: messenger RNA, 1689 nt
Organism: Diabrotica balteata
Lineage: Eukaryota; Metazoa; Arthropoda; Insecta; Coleoptera; Chrysomelidae
Source: the annotation of a GenBank genome assembly
AUUAGAUUCACACAUGUUUGGCUAUCUAGUUCAUGACAUAUAUUACAGCUCUAAACUCUGUCGCUUAAUAGUUAUCUAAACGCUUUUACGGAUGUAUAGCAUGAAAAAUGCAGUUACGCGGAGUGGGAGUUUGUUUUGUUGUAAUUUUUGGAUUUUCAGUUUUAUGUGAGACCCCUGAGGAAAUCAAGCUCCAGAGAGCGUUGCUUGUAAGAAAGCAUUUGAAGAGGUUAAAAAAAGUAGACGGUGGUAUUAAGCUGGUUGGCGGUAGAGGAGAAUUCGAAGGAAAUGUGGAAAUUCUCCAUGACGGUUCCUGGGGAGCGAUAUGUGACGACGAAUGGGAUGUUACCGAAGCGAAAAUUAUAUGCAAACAACUCGGUUACACAGGUGCAAAUGCUUUGCCGACAGCAAAUUCAUAUUUCGGACCAGCAAGAAGAAGAUUUUGGAUGGACAAUAUUUAUUGCAAUGGGGGUGAAACUGAAAUAUCCAACUGUAGAUUUGAUGGUUGGGGACAACAUGACUGUGCUUCAUCUGAAGCAGCGGGUGUAAUAUGUGAAAAACCAGAAGCCGUUUUAAAAAGGCAAACUCCAAGGCAUGCACGUGAGAUGUCACGUCUUCCAAGAGAUAUGAAGAUAAGAUUAGCAAAUGGCAGAGUUAGGACCGAAGGCAGGGUCGAAAUUCAAAUUGGAAAUGGAGAUUGGGAAGUAAUUUGUGGAGAUGGAUGGUCCUUAUUGGAGGCUUUGGUGGUCUGUAAAACAUUAAAUAUGGGAUAUGCAAGUGAUGCCAUGCAAACUGAUUUCUUUGGGGGAAACUUGACAAAAAAUAGUAUUGGCGGUGUUAAAUGUAUCGGAAAUGAAAUUUCCAUUUCACAGUGUAUGCAUGAUAAAUUCGCAACAGGGCGAUGCGAAAGCGCUGAUGUGGCCGCGGUUUCUUGUACAAAUAUUCUAGCUGAUCUUUCAAUUGACCACUACGAGCUUAUGAGAACAGCUCACCUAGAAGAUCGACAAAUGUUUUACUUACAAUGUGCGAUGGAGGAGAACUGUGUAGCGUCCACAGCUUACGAAAUUCAGAAAGAAAAUCCUGCAUGGCAUCUGGAAAGUAGAAGAUUAUUAAAAUUUACCGCAAAGAUUUUUAAUGCCGGUAAUGCAGAUUUUAGACCUGCUAUUCCAAAACACUUAUGGGAAUGGCAUAUGUGUCAUAUGCAUUAUCACAGUAUGGAAGUUUUUGCCACAUUCGAUAUCUACGACAGUAAAGGAAAAAGAGUAGCAGAAGGUCACAAAGCAUCAUUUUGUUUGGAAGAUAAUCAAUGUUUACCAGGAAUAAAACAGAAAUAUGCUUGUGCCAACUAUGGAGAUCAGGGCAUAUCAGUGAAUUGUUCUGAUAUUUACAAGUACACAGUGGACUGCCAGUGGGUAGACAUUUCUGACUUGAAACCAGGAUUAUACAAAAUGAAAGUUGCUGUUAAUCCAGAGUUUAAAGUAGCAGAGAUGACUUUUGAAAAUAAUGCUGCUGUUUGCGAUUUUUAUUAUUCUGAGUAUUAUGGAAGUGUAACUAACUGUAAAGUUCAGAGACCUUAGAAUCCUAUAUUAAAUACCUUCUACGAAGGUUAGAUUUAAAAAUAGUAAAAUGUUAAAUACACUAGGCUAUUACUAAAUAUUGUAACAAAAUUAUUUAUUAUUGUACCAUACAUAA